Molecule: messenger RNA, 1998 nt
Organism: Helicoverpa armigera (cotton bollworm)
Lineage: Eukaryota; Metazoa; Arthropoda; Insecta; Lepidoptera; Noctuidae
Gene: Scr-c
Product: MAM and LDL-receptor class A domain-containing protein 1
Exons: 10
Coding region: 169-1980 (603 amino acids)
Cellular component (GO): membrane
Source: RefSeq, a predicted model, not a curated record
CAAUAUGCAACAAUAUAAAUGAAACAACAUUUAAAAUGCGUGCGCACCGACAAUCAGUCUAGUCCUAAAAUAUGAAGUAACAUGACAUGAAAAUUAUUUAUUGUUUUAAAUAUAUUAAUUAAAUAACAGAAGUAUAUUGUGUUACAUCGGAAUAAUUUAAAGUGAAAAAUGUUUGUAAAGUGUUUAUUAUUGUUAUUUGUUCUCAGUUUUGUUGAAGCAGACCAUUAUCGUUAUUACCGUCCCACAGGAUCACCAUGCGUAGUCCCUCGCAUCCCUCACGGCCGCGUGCGACCGAAGCAACGCGGGUCUUUUAUAAAAUACAUCUGUUUUCCCGGAUACACGUUAGUGGGGAACAAAUAUGCCACGUGUAGGGCUGGACGGUGGGAUGAACCAAUACCUAUUUGUGUUAAGUCUGGCUGCCCACCUCUGGAAGAAGUAAAGAACGCAGUGACUAUCCCGUCUCAUAACUCGGCGUGGGUGGUUUACUUCUGUUUACCCGGACAUCAACUUGUUGGCUCACCAGCACUGUACUGCGAUGGAUCACAAUGGAAUGCAACUGUUCCAGGAUGCUAUGAUAACUCUGCGAAAGUGUCAACUUUUUGCGACUUCGAAGACUCGAACGUUUGCGGGUGGAAACGGGAUGACUUGCAUGACUUCGAUUGGCGAUGGUGGAGUAACAGGACUCCCAGUUCCUUCUUGCAGACUGGACCUACUUAUGAUCAUACCUACGGGGCUAAUGGGACAGGUCACUAUAUGUACAUAGAAAGUACGGGAGCCGUGCCGAAUGACACGGCUCGGCUGCUGUCACCAGUGUAUGACGCUUCCGUGGCUAAAGAUGGCUGCUUCGUCUUCUAUUACCACAUGUAUGGAAGGUCUGUAGGUGGUCUCAGGGUCUACCAGAAGCCCGAUAGCGUAUCCAUGUACCAGCUGCUCAGUAAAGCAAGCUCAGAAAACUACACCCUUUUCGAGCAGUGGGGAGACCAGGGCAACGAGUGGUAUAGCGGUGUUUCCAUGCUUUCUGAAAUCAAUGAAGAUUUUCAGAUUGUGAUAGAAGGCAUCAGAGGCGAAAGCUUCAUGAGUGAUAUAGCCAUUGACGACGUUUCUAUACAGCAUGGCGAAAACUGCACCAGAGCCAUAAGUGAAGCAGUCACACCACCGUCGAUAUUACAAGAAUCGUGCGUCGGUCGCUGUGACUACUUCGGUGAAGCUAAGACCCCUCGCGGCUGCAGGUGUAAUCUAGUCUGUGUGGUCACACAGAACUGCUGUCCUGACUUCUUGGAUGUCUGCGAUUUUGAUGCUAAUAUCUACCCAACAGCACCGGACACAUCUGCUUCAAGUGGACCACCGCCACAGACACAAAAACUAAUCGCUACCACCACUGAAACAUUACCUCCCACAACUUCUAGUACCACUACUACCACUAAAAGAACCACUACUACCACUACCACUACGACUACCACUACUACUCCUAAGCCUAAACCUACCACCCGUGUAACAUUACCUACAACAAAAUUACUUACUACAACGACUACUACUACAUCUGUUUCGACCACUCCUAAACCUACCACUGCUAGGCGAACUACCACUACUCGUAAACCUACGCCUACGCCUAAACCUACUACUACUAGUACCACUAGUAAGCCUAAACCAAUACCACGUAAGGAAGCUACUACAUUAACAGUGUCUGUGUUUCCGAUGACAUCGACAACGAUAUUGUUGACGUCGACGAAACAUGAAGAUGUAAAAACUACAGAUAUGGGCAAGCAUGCUAAAAUGGUUGCUGAGAAAAGUGAAGGCAUGAGCGGUGCAACAGUAACAGUGACAGUCCUACUGGUAUGCAUAGCAGUAGUCGGCCUACUGUCAGUCGGCUUCGUCAUGUCGCGGUCGUCGCGCGGCGUGGCUGCGCUGGCGCGUAUCCGUGGCCGUACUAUGUCGGACCCAGAAGUGCAUUACCUUAAGAGCGAUGUUGAAGAUGAUUAAAAUUUAUUUCUAGUUUUA